Messenger RNA from Galleria mellonella (greater wax moth), 2644 nucleotides. RefSeq names its product carboxypeptidase N subunit 2-like. Bases 184 to 2433 code for a protein of 749 amino acids. Gene Ontology annotation, molecular function: protein binding. The record is from RefSeq and is a predicted model, not a curated record. NCBI's taxonomy places the organism in Eukaryota, Metazoa, Arthropoda, Insecta, Lepidoptera, Pyralidae. The transcript is spliced from 3 exons.
CUCAGUUCAAGUCCUAUAAUAAGUAUACAUACUAAGUACAGUAUCAUUGAGUGGCUAGGCGUUAUGAGGCACAUCAGGCGUCGUUCAGUGGAUUCGUUCGCAGUAGACAGUUUGUGACCGAGUGGGGAGCACGUUGCUUCAACAAUACACAUACUCCGCUAAUAUGGGUUUUAAGACGGAUCUAUGAAGAACAUCUGCUUGAAUAUGGAACGGUUUUCGCUGCUUGCAUUUAUCUUUAUACCGAUUACCUUCACUUACGGCUUCAACGGAGAGAGUUUCGAGCUGGAAUGUCCCGAUGAGUGCGACUGUCACUAUUUCAGAAUCAAUUGGGUAACGGAUUGCUCAGAGAGCAACCUGACCGAAAUUCCAUAUGACGAGCUCAGUAUGAGUGUAUACAUUUUGGAUCUUAACGGCAAUAACAUAACGACACUAAAGGCGUUCCCUGGUGAUAUCAAGAUGCGGCGACUGCAGAUUGCUAAUAACCGUCUCACGAGAGUGGACAGAGAGGCUUUUAAAGGUUUAGAGUACCUUAUUGACGUGGAUUUAUCAGGGAACAACAUCAGUUACGUUGAUCCGGAGGCCUUCUUGGAUUCCCGUGGUCUUCUAAAUGUGGAACUACAAGACAAUCCCAUAAGUGUAGUGGACGGACCAUUCCUAAUCUCCACUACUUUGCAAUAUCUUGAUAUCAGCUCAUGCAAUUUAUCGGAAAUAAACCCACAGUUUUUCGACAAUUUAACUUCUUUAACGACAGUUGAUCUAUCUAACAAUCCAUUGAAAACACUAGAUGGUAGUGUAUUUGAUGUUCUCACCAGUCUGGAAACUUUAAAACUUAAUGAUUGUAAACUAACCACUAUUUCUGAAAGCGUGUUCUCCACAUCCAUCAACUUGAAGAAUUUAGAAUUAGCGGGAAAUCAACUCAGUAACACAAACUGGCCAGAAUUGUUAGGGAAGAUGAUACGACUUGAAUAUUUGAAUUUAAGAAAAUCUGGAAUAACAUCGUUGUCUGAAGACACAUUCUCCAACUGCACAAAUUUAGUCACAUUAAUUUUGGCGGAUAACGAAUUACGUGAUUUAGAUGUUGCUGCCAUAUUAGGCAGCAGUGUUGAUCAUUUAGAAUUAUUGGAUUUAUCAAAUUGUAAAAUACAGGGACCGAUUUCAGGUGAAGCAUUUGCUAACGCGAGUAGAUUGAAAAGCCUAUAUCUUUCUGGUAAUCCACUAUUUGCACCUGACUUACAGGAAGCGUUAGAGCCACUGCCGAAAUUAGAAAGAUUGUUUUUGAGCAACUGUGGCCUACGUAACCUUCCUGACAAUUUUAAUGUUUUUGAUAAUUUGCAAGAACUAGAUAUAUCUCAUAAUCCACUAGUGAAUGUGUUCACUAAACUCCUUGCUCCAUUGGAAAAAUUGGAAUAUUUAAAUAUGGGUUAUAGUAAUCUAUCUUAUAUAGGACCAGACAGUUUUUCCAAAAUGACAUCAAUGAAACGGCUUGUGUUAUCAGGUAAUGAUCUGUUGUCGCUUGAAGCGGGACUUUUCGGUAACUUAACGCAACUGACUACUUUAGAACUGGAACUCUGUGGAUUAAAAAGGCCACUAAAUGCUAACGUUUUCUUUAAAAAUUUAACUUAUAUGGACUUAAGAGAGAUACGUCUAGGUGGCAAUCCAUUAGUUAUUCCUGACUCAGGUCCCGUGUUUCCGAAACAGCUAUCCCAAGUCACGAUACUUGAUUUAAGCAACUGCAAUAUCACUUCUCUUAACGCCGAUGCAUUUAAAAAUACAGAAAAUCUGACAGAAUUAAAUUUGGCUGGUAACAGAAUAAAAUCUGAAUAUGAUAGUCUCUCAUUUUUAGAAAGAUUACAUCAGCUAGAAAAGAUAAACUUGAGUAAUAAUAAUUUAACAACUAUCGACCCUCAAGUGUUUGUUAACAAUCCAAAACUACACUCUUUAAAUUUAAUUGGCAAUCCAUUCGUUUGCGAUUGUAAAAUCGCUGAAAUGUGGGAUUGGGCGAACAUGAUUAAAGGUAAUUUAGACGUUCUUAUUGGAGCUAAAAGUGCAGAGAGGGAUAUAGUGGUAAAAGGAAACAAGAAGAAGAAGCAUUUAUAUUGUCAUUACAAUGAGACACAGCUACGUAACAUGUCUUUACCUAUCAACAAAACAGUUCCGGGUAGAAGACCAUUCAUGAAACCUAGAGAAUUAAGUUUUGCAAACAGAACAUGGGCGAAGUAUGUCAGGGAAUCUGGAUGUGAACCGGUAGUAAAGAUACUGAGACCGGUGGCUUUAGUAGCCGAACUUUUCGACUUCAAUGAUGGUCAUAUUUCGUCAGGUACUAUUGUGUUAGCAAUAACUUUAGCAACAACUACCAUUGUGAUGACUUUGAGGCUAUUCAGAAGAAGAGACGCUCCGGCUGAGGACACAGAAAAUAAUAGGAAACUAAGAUAGCAGAAACUAAAAAAACAUUAAAUGUACAUUUACAAUUAAAAUUGACUAUCUUAUAUCAUACAAAUGAAAAUGAUAUAAGAUUGUCGAUGUGUGUUAACAUUAUUUGUUUACAAUAGAGUAGAUCGUUAUUUUUAUACUAUUGCAUAGUUUUAGAGAACAGUAGGGCCUGAAACAAUAUACAAAUAUAAGCAUUUCAAAUUACUUGUUUAAA